This is a messenger RNA of Rotaria socialis, 312 nucleotides long. The record is from the annotation of a GenBank genome assembly. Lineage: Eukaryota; Metazoa; Rotifera; Eurotatoria; Philodinida; Philodinidae.
AUGUUCUAUAAUGUUGAAGCUAGCAUUGAGAAUAUCGUUGCGGCUGAUCCAAAUAUUCAGAGUCGAUCAAGCGAUCAAGGAAAACUUAUCAUUGGUGGCCUUGUAGCAGCUGAUCCAAAUGUUCAGAGUCGAUCAAGCGACCUAGGUAAACUUAUCAUUGGUGGCCUUGUAGCAGCUGAUCCAAAUGUUCAGAGUCGAUCAAGCGAUCAAGGGCGACUGGUUGUUGGCGGCAUUAUAGCAGCUGAGCAAUCUAGCCAAACUCAAUCAGGUGAUAAUAAACUCCAGUUAGUUGCGCUAAGCACAACAGUUUAA